AUUCGUCGGUCGGUCCUACCAGCACAGUAGCUGUGACCACCACGCCACCGGUGGGUAGUCGCCGAACCCCGCUGCUCCGAUGGAAACCGCCGCGGCGCCCCGCGUCCAGGCGCUCGCCGACGCCGGCGUGCCCCACCUCCCGGCGCAGUACAUCCAGCCGCCCGACCUCCGCGCGGGCCCCUCCCCCGCCGCCUCCCUCUCCGUCCCCGUCCUGGACCUCUCGGACGCCGCCGCCGCAACAACCCACGCGGUCGGCCGCGCGUGCGCCGAGUGGGGCGCCUUCCACGUCGUCAACCACGGGGCCCCGGCGGGGCUGCUCGACGCGAUGCGGGCCGCCGGGCUGGCCUUCUUCCGCGCCCCCAUGGCGGAGAAGCUCCGGUUCGGCUGCGACCCGGCCAGGGGCGCCGCCGCCGAGGGGUACGGCAGCCGCAUGCUCGCCAAAGACGACUCCGUGCUCGACUGGCGCGACUACUUCGACCACCACACCCUCCCCGAGUCCCGCCGCGACCCCGCCCGGUGGCCCGACUUCGUCCCAGGAUACAGGGACACUGUUGUAAAAUACAGUGACAGCAUGAAAGUCCUUGCCCAAAGAUUGCUGUGCAUCAUCUCUGAAAGUCUGAACUUGCCACCCUCCUACCUGCAAGAAGCGGUGGGGGAAGCUUAUCAGAACAUCACCGUUAGCUACUAUUCCCCUUGUCCACAGCCAGAUCUUGCUCUCGGAUUGCAAUCUCAUUCUGACUUUGGCGCAAUAACACUUCUAAUACAAGAUGAUGUGGGUGGGCUCGAGGUAUUUAAGGAUGGGAUGUGGAUACCUGUGCAUCCUGUGCCUGGUGCAAUCCUUGUAAUUCUGUCUGACCAGACAGAGAUCAUAACCAACGGAAGAUACAAGAGCGCCGUGCAUCGAGCUGUGGUCAAUGCCGACCGUGCCCGCUUGUCAGUGGCGACGUUCUACGAUCCACCUAAAUCUCAGAAAAUAUGUACUGCCCCCCAGCUCGUGAGCAAGGACCAUCCGCAGAAGUAUCGGGAUGUGGUUUACGGCGACUAUGUCUCAUCCUGGUACAGCAAAGGUCCAGAGGGCAAGCGCAAUAUCGACGCCCUCCUGAUGGAGCAAUAGACAGGGCCAUUGAAAUGUGCCACAAAAUUUGUUACACACACAGCGCGAACCUGACAAACUUGAUCAAUAAAGAGGUGGAAAACAAGAUUGUAUAUAA
Molecule: messenger RNA, 1211 nt
Organism: Aegilops tauschii subsp. strangulata
Lineage: Eukaryota; Viridiplantae; Streptophyta; Magnoliopsida; Poales; Poaceae
Product: jasmonate-induced oxygenase 4
Source: RefSeq, a predicted model, not a curated record